AUGAAAUAUGAAUCUUCUCAAUAUUUAAUUUAUUCAAAUCCAAUAAAUCAUUCAUGUCCAAAAGCAAAAUUAAUAUGGCAUCAUGGUGAAAUAAAAUUUGAAAAAAUAAAUUCAAAAAAUGAAAAUAGAUAUAAAAUAAUAUUAAAUUCAAUUAAAAAUGAUGGUAGACAAUUAAUAAGUGAACCAUGUUUAAAUGCCUUUGCUGAAUAUACAAGAUAUAACACUCCACAAGAAAUUUGGAAAUUAAAUUUAGAAUGGGAUAAUUAUUUAAAAAAUUGGAAAUUAAUUCUUUAUAAUGAUGAACCAAUUGAAUUUAAAAAUAAUAUAGUAGAUGAUGAAUUUGGAUUUUAUAAUCUUGGUUUAAAAAAAAUUGUAAUGUGGCUUGAUAAUGAUAGUGAUGAUGUUUCAAGUAAUAUGUUACCUUCUAAAUUUAAAAAUAAAAAAAAAAUAUUUGUUGAUGUUUGA
Molecule: messenger RNA, 465 nt
Organism: Lodderomyces pseudojiufengensis
Lineage: Eukaryota; Fungi; Ascomycota; Pichiomycetes; Serinales; Debaryomycetaceae
Exons: 1
Coding region: 1-465 (154 amino acids)
Biological process (GO): budding cell apical bud growth; 'de novo' protein folding
Cellular component (GO): endoplasmic reticulum membrane; endoplasmic reticulum
Source: RefSeq, a predicted model, not a curated record